Molecule: messenger RNA, 2111 nt
Organism: Eleginops maclovinus (Patagonian blennie)
Lineage: Eukaryota; Metazoa; Chordata; Actinopteri; Perciformes; Eleginopidae
Gene: sergef
Product: secretion regulating guanine nucleotide exchange factor
Exons: 11
Coding region: 25-1248 (407 amino acids)
Biological process (GO): protein ubiquitination
Cellular component (GO): cytoplasm; membrane
Molecular function (GO): ubiquitin protein ligase activity
Source: RefSeq, a predicted model, not a curated record
CCGUACUGUAUACGGUAAGACUCCAUGGAAACGAGUUCGAGGACUGAGUUUUGUUUACAAUCUUGGGGAGCCAACAGCUACGGGCAGCUGGGACAGGGACAUGUGGAGGACCAGCCGGAGCCCCGGCUCUCUGAAAUCGAUGCUCUACAACACAAGGCGGUACGGACUCUCACCGGCGGCGGGGGACACUCCGUGGUUAUCACCGAGAAUGGAGAGGUGUUUGUGUGCGGACAGAAUAACAGAGGCCAGCUGGGACUUGGCCACAUUUCAGACAUCACAACUCUUCAAAUAUCCCCAAGCCUAAACCAGAGGGUCUCAAAAGUAGCCUGUGGUUGGGAAUUUACUAUUUUUCUCUCUGAUUCUGGUCGAGUGUUGGCAUGUGGCUCCAAUGCAUUUGGACAACUAGGUGUUGGAAAAAGUCUAUCACACUCUGCAGAUCUACUGGUUGUUGAGAGUCUGAAGGAUCCAGUUGUGAGUGUAGCAGCUGGACUGAGACAUUCAUUAGCUGUUACAGUCUCAGGCUGUGUAUAUCAGUGGGGGACUGGCCUUUGCAGUCACGCUAAGAGAGCACUCAGUCCCCGGCCUGUCCCAUCCCACCUCAGCUCUGCGGUGCCUUGUCUGGUACCAGGUCUGGAUCACAAGACUGCACACAUGGUAACAGCUGGCUUAGCGCACUGUGUGUGCCUCACAGGAGACGGAGAUUUGUUUCUGUGGGGAAGCAACAAGCAUGGCCAGCUGACCACCACAGAGCCCUUCCUGUCCUCUCCCGCUCUUGUGAAGCGCUCCCUAGUGGGGGGAGAGAAGGUUGUCCUUGUGUGUAGUGGCUGGACACACAUUGUUGCUCAAACAGAGAGCGGGAGAGUGUUCACAUGGGGCAGAGGAGAUUAUGGACAGCUGGGCCGACAAACCAGUCAGUACGCAGAGCGGCAAAUGACUGGUCCUUCAGCAGAAAGUAGAAACACUGUGGUAAGCCUCCCUGCAGAGGUUGAAGUCCUCUGUGGAGCAACACAGAUUGCAUGCGGAUCCGAACAUAACCUGGCCAUUUUAGGGGCGCGCCUCCUCACCUGGGGCUGGAACGAACAUGGGAUGUGUGGAGACGGUUCCCAGAAUGACAUCUUUCAGCCGCAGCUCGUUUCUGGUGUCACACCUCUUCUUAUUGGCUGCGGAGCCGGACACUCUAUGGCAGUGAUUACCGACUCAACUCAAAACUCUGCGAGCACCUCAGUAACAUCUGAGCAGGAGCAUUAAUUUGGCAUAUAGCCGAGCAGGAUGCCUUCGUGAAUCCAGCAGAUGAUUACCCUUAGAGCCUUAGAAUUUACUUUCACCUCCUAAUUGGCUGGUGGAGAAGAUCAGCCUUCAAAGCGCAGUCGUCAUAAAUACUGUGGUGUGGCUGGACACCGGCUGAGUUAUGUUACAUGUGGACACAGGCCAUCAUUUCUCUGACCAGCCCAUCACUUUGAUGGACAUGAUUUGGGCUGAUGGCUUUUCAGGACAUGGCCCUGCCUAUAGCUCCUGGUGCACCUGCUAUGUCCCCUCUAAAGGAAGCCGUUAUGGGUCAUGUGAGGGAUGGGCUAGACUGGUGCUAGAGCUCCAUCUUCCAAUGUCAGCGGUUUUAUUGCUGUGAUCUUGAAUGUCAGAAGGCAGUCAAUCUCUGCACUUCGUACUGAAAAUUUGUUGGUCAUCACAUGAUUUACCACUUACUCAUACAGUAUAUUUUUAUUCGGCAACUGUCCAUCACUUAUUUAUUAACUUGGCAGUCUGUGUCAUACCCUGUGUGAUGUUCUGUUUUGUCUCAUUUGCACCACUUUCAAACUCUAUAUUUCAGAAAUCCCUCUUGGGGGAAAUGUGUCCGCUGCAUUUGACCCAACCUACAUAUUUAUGAGCUGUGGGCGACCGCAGUGCAGGGACAAACUGCAGGUCUGAAGCUGUGCAGUAGUAAAGGGCGAUGGCUCAUUGAUGCAAUUCAUUUAAAGGUUUUGAUUUUAUCCUCAUGUUGCAAAUUAAACAUGAAAAACAUCUUUAUCACUGAAGCUAUGCUUUAAUGAAAGGUAAAUGAAUGUGCUUAUACUUGGAUUAGUUUGAAAAAAAUAAAUCAGAACUCGUUGAAAAAU